Messenger RNA from Caenorhabditis bovis, 1506 nucleotides. Lineage: Eukaryota; Metazoa; Nematoda; Chromadorea; Rhabditida; Rhabditidae. The record is from the annotation of a GenBank genome assembly.
AUGUCCGAUUACAUUUAUUCUUCCGAAUAUUUAUUUCAAAAAUUUCCAAAACUCAUUUGGAAAAAGGAAAUUGAAAGCGAAGAAACUCUUCCGAAGAAACUUCAUUUCACAUUGAAUCGAAGGCUACGAUGGGAAGUCGAUCUCAUCUUCAAUCAUUUGUAUAAAAAAACGUCACCUUGUAUUUUGGCGAUCGUCAGAUGUCACAAUUCGUACGAAGGACCAUUCGAAUGUGAAGCAAUUCCUUCCAUUUCAAUUAAACAUAAGGGUGUUUGUGUUCGUUCGAUUGAGCUUCUCUGGGGCAAACUGACGAAUCAGAAUAACAAAGCCGUUUGUGUUGCGCUUCGCCGUCAACCACAACAAUUUCCGUUCCAUGUAAAGUUUCGCAUCGAUAUAAAAAGAGCGAAAGUGACAGUAGUGGAUCCGUUUAAAAUAAAUCCCUACCUGAUCGACGUCGUCUUCAACAUAGAAGGCAAACGGGUGCCGUCAAAUCGAACGAUGCUCGCAAUGCAUUCGCCAGUUUUCCGGAAAAUGUUCUCGGAAAAUCCGCAAAAUGAAAUUGUACUCGAAAACGUCAAAUUGGAUCAUUUCAUGUAUUUGCACAACAUGAUCAUUCCGUUAAAUGUGCCAAUAGUUUUAGGCGAAGUUGGUGAAAUACUCGGUUUAGCUCGCCAAUUCGAAAUGAAGAUGCUUAUGAAAAAAUGCCUUGAGGAAGUAGACCUCAUUUUCAACCAUUCAUACAAAAAAGUGAUUCCGUGUGUUUUGGUGAUUGUGCGAUGCUACAAUCCGUUUGGGACAGCCUUCGAAUGCCAAGCACAACCGCAUCUCGUGUGCACCGGCGAAUUCCAAGGCCAACUGUUUAGUUGCACCAAAUCGGUUUCGGCCAAUUUCUGUCAUGACAAAUUACUUUACCAUGGUCUCUUGAUCCGUGUGUUCCAGUGGGCUCCCGGAAAAUCAUCGUUUCCCGGGGAUCUCGAAACGUCCAGAAUUUUCAACAAGAAAAUUCCCCCAGAAAAAGAAAAUUUCUCCAUGGAACUGAAUUUCGGCAUCGAUAUAAAGAGUGCAAAAGUGACAGUAGCGGAUCCGUUUAAAAUAAAUCCCUACUUGAUCGACGUCGUCUUCAACAUUGAAGGCAAACGGGUGCCGUCAAAUCGAACGAUGCUCGCAAUGCAUUCGCCUGUUUUCCGGAAAAUGUUCUCGGAAAAUCCGCAAAAUGAAAUUGUACUCGAAAACGUCAAAUUGGAUCAUUUCAUGUAUUUGCACAACAUGAUCAUUCCGUUAAAUGUGCCAAUAAUUCCAUCUGAAGUUGAAGGACUGCUUACAUUGGCAGAAAAAUUUCAAAUGGAUCAAGUUCGCAAAAAAUGCAUAAACUUUAUAAUUAAUUUGAUUAAAUCUGAUCAGCUUACUCUAUUUGAGAAACUACGGAUUUCUAAUUUGCAUAGAAGGAAUGAGCCAAGACGAGCUGGAAGAGUUUCAAUUUGCGUUUGGUUGAGAUUAAUUACAUUCUAA